Danio aesculapii is the source of this 567-nucleotide messenger RNA. Its product is annotated as transmembrane protease serine 4-like. The record is from RefSeq and is a predicted model, not a curated record. The coding region runs from base 4 to 294 and encodes 96 amino acids. Gene Ontology annotation, molecular function: serine-type endopeptidase activity. The transcript has 3 exons. NCBI's taxonomy places the organism in Eukaryota, Metazoa, Chordata, Actinopteri, Cypriniformes, Danionidae. Gene Ontology annotation, biological process: proteolysis.
UCAAUGCUGCAGAAGGCUCAGAUCCAGGUCAUAGACAGCGCUCAGUGCUCCAGUCCAGCAGUGUACGGCUCUUCCAUCACUCCCAGGAUGAUCUGUGCUGGUGUUAUGGCUGGAGGAGUGGAUGCUUGCCAGGGUGAUAGCGGUGGUCCACUGGUGUACUUGGCUGACCGCUGGGUGCUAGUGGGAGUAGUCAGCUGGGGUGUAGGUUGUGCCAGACCAGGUUUUCCCGGUGUUUACACUAAUGUGGACCAGAUGCUUGACUGGGCCCAUUCAGUAAUGCAGACAUACAAGUGAGUUUGUGAUGGAAAAAAUAAAGAGAAAGACUAUUUAAGAUGUACUUCAGGAAUUUUGGUGAGGAGUCGCUGGAAGAGUUUUUGGUCCUCAUGCUCAGGGUCUUCAAGGUGCCAUGAGAAAGAUUUUGCACAUAUAUGUACAUAAUAAAAACAUGUGAACUACCACUUUAUUUGGGAACACAGCAAUGCAAUCUUAAAGUAACAGUACUCACUGUCUUGUCUUACUUUAAACACACUCAUUGUUCUGAACGAGUUUUUGUCUUCUGUAAAACUA